AUGGCCUGCAUCGGAAUUCUGUCCUACUCUAUGUUAAUCAAUGGUAAACCUUCAGUACCGUUUGAGGCAAGAAAAGGUAUAAGGCAAGAAGAUCCACUAUCCCCUUUCUUAUUUGUUCUGGAAAUGGAGUACCUAAGUAGGUCACUGAAGACACUGAAGGACAAUAAACAGUUUAGAUUCUAUCUAAGGUGUGCCAAAUUCAAUCUAGUUCAGCUGGGAUUUGUAGAUGACUUACUUCUAUUCUGUAGAGGUGAUAUUCUAUCAGUACAGAUACUGCACAAGCACUUCCAACUGUUCUCAGCAGCCUCAGGCCUAAUUGCUAAUCUAAAUAAAAGCUGCAUUUAUUUUGGUAGUGUGAAUAACAUGCUUCAUCAGCAAAAUAUGGACAUACUAGGCUAUAUAAAGGGUGAGCUUCCAUUCAUAUAUCUGGGUGUUCCUUUGAGUACUAAGAGGUUGUCUGCUAUACAUUGUGAACCUUUAAUAGAGAGGAUGUUACGCAGAAUUCAAAGCUGGACCACAAAGUUUCUAUCAUAUGCAGGAAGAGCAGUAGCUGGGGGAUUGAACUUCAUCAAUGUGAAGCUACGGAACAAAGCAGCCAUUUGCAAGUUACUGUGGAGUAUUUGCACAAGGAAGGAGAAGCUAUGGGUACACUGGGUGCAUACUUACUACAUAAAGGGGAACACAGUCUGGAAUAUAGAACCAAAGAAUGCAUCAUGGGCCAUACAAAAGAUUUUCAAAGCAAGGAACUAUUUUGAAAAUGCAAGGCUCUCUGAAGAAGAUGUUCAGAAGAUGGUGAAUGCUCUGUCAAACAACUAUACAAAGCCAUGCACGGAGAAUUUCCAAAGAUGA
Molecule: messenger RNA, 849 nt
Organism: Nicotiana attenuata
Lineage: Eukaryota; Viridiplantae; Streptophyta; Magnoliopsida; Solanales; Solanaceae
Exons: 2
Coding region: 1-849 (282 amino acids)
Source: RefSeq, a predicted model, not a curated record